GUGUCCCUCGGACAUAGCGGAUCACCGAUCAACGGAAAGAGCCGAAGAUGUCGGCUCGGUCAUGUGAUCAGCUGUGUCCAAUCACAGCUGAUCACAUGGGACAUGUACACUGAUCAUCAGAGUAGCCCCAGCAGAGCCACCUGUCUGUCCAUCAGUGCCAGCUUUCAGUGCUCAUCCAUACCACCUGCCAGUACCCAUCAGUGCCACAUUUCAGUGCCUACCAGUGCACAUCAAUGCCACAUAUCAGUGCCCAUCUGAGCUGCCUUUCAGUGUCACCCAUCAGUGCCAGUGCCUCAGUGCCGCCUAUCAGUG
This is a messenger RNA of Staurois parvus, 312 nucleotides long. NCBI's taxonomy places the organism in Eukaryota, Metazoa, Chordata, Amphibia, Anura, Ranidae. The record is from the annotation of a GenBank genome assembly.